UCCAUGUAUUUGAGCAUUUAGUCAUAAAUUAAUACACUUGCGUAUUCGAAAAUGGGGGCUCUCAACAUAGUAUUUGGGGUUGUAAUCUUGAUUAUAAAUGGAUGGAUGGCAAAUGGGUUGAGCAUGAAUUACUACAUCAUGACAUGCCCAAUUGCUGAUAUUAUAGUAAGAAAUGUUGUCCAAACAGCUCUGCAGUCUGAUCCCACUUUUGCUGCUGGCCUUAUUAGGAUGCAUUUCCAUGACUGCUUUGUAGAGGGGUGUGAUGGAUCGGUACUCAUCGAUUCGACCAAGAGCAACACUGCAGAGAAGGACUCUCCAGUGAAUUUAAGCUUGAGAGGGUAUGAAAUCAUUGAUGCUGCUAAGCGAGCAUUGGAGAGACAGUGCCCUGGUGUUGUUUCUUGCGCUGAUAUCGUCGCCAUGGCUGCAAGAGAUGCUGUUUUCUUUUCAGGUGGUCCAUUAUAUGAAAUUCCUAAAGGGAGAAGAGACGGAACGAGAUCUCAGAUACAAGACACCUUUUUUAAUUUACCCGGACCGUCCUUAAACGCUUCCGGGCUCAUCGCCGCGUUUGGCAAGCGCGGCUUCACUGCCCAGGAUAUGGUCGCUUUAUCAGGGGCGCACACGCUGGGUGUGGCCAGAUGUUCGUCUUUCAAGCCCCGACUGGAUGCAGCAGACCCCACUAUUGAUACUUCGUUCGCUAAAACCCUGUCCAAGACAUGCAGCAGCGGAGAUGACACGGAGCAGCCCUUUGAUUUGACCAGAAACACCUUCGACACUAACUACUUUAGCGCCCUGCAGAGACGCGCAGGGGUCCUCUUCUCCGACCAGACACUGUUUGAAUCUCCUGCAACUCGAGGGCUCGUCAAUAUGUAUGCCUUCAACAGAGCCAUGUUUAACAUGGAUUUCCAGCGUGCCAUGAUUAAAAUGGGACUGUUAGAUGUCAAGGAAGGCACCAAUGGAGAGAUCCGAAGUAAUUGUCACGUCAUCAAUUGAAUUCACCUGUAUAAUCGAUCACACAAGAACAUCUUUGUUUUCUCUAUCCUUGUAUCAGAAUACUAUUUAAAUGUGACUAUGUUGAAUGUUCAAAGUAAUGUAGUAAUAAAUAUUAUCUAUAGUUAAUAUUCAGAGAUUUCUAAGUUUCUUUUA
This is a messenger RNA of Salvia splendens (bonfire salvia), 1143 nucleotides long. Its product is annotated as peroxidase 47. Gene Ontology annotation, biological process: response to oxidative stress; hydrogen peroxide catabolic process. Lineage: Eukaryota; Viridiplantae; Streptophyta; Magnoliopsida; Lamiales; Lamiaceae. The coding region runs from base 52 to 990 and encodes 312 amino acids. The record is from RefSeq and is a predicted model, not a curated record. The transcript is spliced from 4 exons. Gene Ontology annotation, molecular function: heme binding; peroxidase activity.